Messenger RNA from Trematomus bernacchii (emerald rockcod), 2929 nucleotides. RefSeq names its product C-C chemokine receptor type 1-like. Gene Ontology annotation, molecular function: chemokine receptor activity. The coding region runs from base 1044 to 2201 and encodes 385 amino acids. Lineage: Eukaryota; Metazoa; Chordata; Actinopteri; Perciformes; Nototheniidae. Gene Ontology annotation, biological process: immune response; chemotaxis; G protein-coupled receptor signaling pathway. Gene Ontology annotation, cellular component: membrane. The transcript has 3 exons. The record is from RefSeq and is a predicted model, not a curated record.
CUAUUGCCUAAACACAUGCGUUUAUAUGCUCUUUAUUUUGCAGUUUUGUCAGUCUGUGCCUCCCUUGCUUUCACUGUGUAACUGUACUCCAGGCCACGAAGAGGAAUUUUGAUUAUCAGCAGCUGGAUUCUUCAGUUUCUAUCUAGCAUGUCAUUCCUCACUAAGUUAGUAACUCCUUUGCUGACAGUUUCUCAGAUUCGGUUGCAAGAACACAACAACAUUAUCCUGUAGCUUAGCUUAGUAUUGUACUGCCCACAGCUACAGAGUUUUUUAAAGCAAAAUGUUUGUAGAUUGAAUAAACUGAGCUGAAAUAAUGGCAUCUCCCUCAUCCAAGACGGUCGCUUUCUUUGCCAAACCCUCUGUUAUUUAACUAUGAUGUUUGAGAGAAGUCUAUAAAAGGAGAUAGUGAAUAACAGGAUGCGGUUUUGGACGAGAAAAGCUGAAAUAACUAAUAAGACUCAAUAAGAGCUUAAAUUGUUUUGUAUUUUUGUCCCUUUUUUUAUUUGUUAAAUUAUUAAGGAAGGUCUGGGACGAACACUUAAAUGACAAACUGCAGAUCAAACUACUUUUGUUAGGUUUGAAAGUCCAAAGCUUUGGAGUUACUUUUAAAGGACAGAGCUGUUCAACCAUAACUCAAUGAUUUACUUUACUUAUGGUUUUAUCAAAAAACUCUAUCUUUUUAUCUGUUUUAUCUCUUGGUGAAACUCAUUCCCAUCAGACUUCAACAAUUGAUGUAGACAUGGGUUGCCCUGGUUUAAUACCAACAUGGAUUGUACUAGAACAACUUACUAUUGCACACACACAGACCAGUAAGCCUAUUCACCAACAUGUAAAGAUAAAUGAUGACAUUGUAGAGAAUGUGAAUCUUUGAAGUGUUUUACUAACAUCUUUAUUGUUAUAUGUAAAUCAUAUGAUUUUUAUUUUUUGCUGCUUGACUUAGUGAUUUGAAUAAUGGUAAUUGUGGUAAUAUUGAAUUACUUUGUGGAUAGUAUGAUGCCACCUAGUCACCCCCACCCCAACAUCUGUUGCUUCAAGCAACCACAAUGUUUUUUUCAACUUUAUGCGUCAUGCUAGAUAUAUUUGGUACAUCAUGGGUUUUUUACCUUGCAUGUCACAUUGUGUUUACCCAAAGUAAUCUGCGUAUGUUCUUUUCCUCCUCACACAGCAGUAUGAAUAUAUCAGAGUAUGACUCAUUUCCGUACUUGGACUAUGAUUACAAUGACACCUGUGAUCAGGAUGGCGGUCCAGAGUUGCCAAAUGGAACCACAAUAUUGCACAUGCUGUACUACAUGCUGUUUUUUCUAAGUGUGCUAGGCAACACCACUAUUUUCUGGGUUCUCAUCCGGUACAUAAAGUUGAAGAGCAUGACGGACGUAUGCCUGCUCAACCUGGCUCUGUCUGACCUCAUACUGGCUGCAUCCCUGCCCCUCUUGGUCAACUAUCAGAACCUCGCAACCUGCAAACUGCUGACAGGAGUCUAUCAGGUGGGCUUCUACAGUGGAAAUCUGUUUGUGACUCUAAUGAGUGUGGACCGCUACUUGGCUAUUGUCCAUGCUGUUGCAGCCAUGCGAGCACGCACACUUCGCUAUGGAAUCAUAGCCAGCAUCACUAUCUGGAUCAUUUCAGUCAUCAUGGCAAUCCCUGGGUUGAGAUUUGCCGCCUUGGAGAUAGAUCCAGACGACAACAGCUCAGUGUGCCAGCCAUUCUACCCACAUGAGAGUCAGCAUUUGUGGAAGAUGCUGCGAAACUUCAGCGAAAACACAGUGGGGCUAUUUGUGGGCCUCCCCGUCAUGAUUUUCUGCUAUGUGAAAAUACUUGUUGUGCUGUCCAAGUCCAGGAACUCCAAAAAAGACAGAGCUAUAAAGCUAAUAUUUACAAUAGUUUGCGUGUUUGUCAUUUGCUGGGUCCCCUACAAUGUUGUGGUUCUUCUUAAAACUCUACAGCUGUUCCUGGAAACCCUGCAAACCUGCCAGGCUGAAAAAGCCAUCAACUCUGCAAUGAGCUAUGCUGAAAUCAUUGCACUGUCUCACUGCUGUGUGAAUCCAAUCAUCUAUGCAUUUGUAGGGGAGAAGUUCAGGAAGUCCCUGCGUAAUGCGCUGACUAGGUACUUCUGCUGGAGGCAGCUGAGCAGAGGGACUCUCAGCAACAGAGACACCACCGAGAAAGAGACGUCCAACACGCCUGUAACAUCUGAUUAUUAAGAAUGCUACAAAAACAUUGUUACAAAGACAGUGCAGUGUGUUUGUGUGUGUGUGUGUGUGUGUGUGUGUGUGUGUGUGUGUGUGUGUGUGUGUGUGUGUGUGUGUGUGUGUGUGUGUGUGUGUGUGUUGUUUUGCAUGUGGUUGCUGCUUCGAAGAGGUGAAAAAGAAGAAAGGAUGCUGUUAUUUGUAAACAAUAUUAUGAAACAUGCAUGGAAAUAUUGAAAUUCAAAGUACAUUAGUCUUUGUCAAAUUCCAUUGUUUUGUAAACUAAGACAAAAUAAAAUGUGCUUGAUAAUUUCUUUUUAUAAUAAGUGAGAACAAAAUAAUUCUGAGAUGUGUGUGUUAUGUCAAAAAAGUGCAUCUUGACACAGCAUUGCACCACUUUAAAUCUAUUUGUGGCAUUUCCUUCUUGGUAGAUUGUACAGUAAGUACUUUCCAAGAAGUGUGCAGAGCAGAAUCCCUUAACUCAUUUAAAAACAACUGACUAAUUUAAAAACGGUGCAUAUUUGUUUUUAAAUCCGUAACAAGCAUCUCACUCGCUUUAGAUAUUAGUUAGAACCUCAGUCCCUACACAGAGAAAGUCAUUUGCUUCCCAUACAUGGCGCUAUUUUGAAACUACACUUAUGCAGUUUCAGGAGUCUUUAUUUAUUAAGCGAUAUUUAACAGAAAAUACUUGGGAAAUGUUUACUCAGAAUUUUUCUUCCACACUUGCCCCUGAUAACAUCUCA